CUCAGCGGGUGUGCUGCCGAUCCCUGAGGUUGUGAUCCUGCUCAGUGCGUGUCGGCUCUCCCAGCGGUCAGACAGCAGACUCCUCUGCUCCUGGACCCGCACUGAGACCUCACAGAGCCGGAACAUGCGCUGCGCUCUGCGUAAUUACGCUCAGUGAGGCCGGAUCACAGCUGGACACCUCUGUAUGUCCGGCACCGCGGGGUCGAGCUCUCUUUGCACUCAAGACCCACAUUUUGUCUCACCGACAAAAUCUCCAGAUAUCCUGAAAAUGGAUCCUUUGAGGAAUAGCUGUGAGGAAGACUCUCCGUGUGCUGAGGAGGAGGAAGAAGUGGAUCCAAGAAUCCAGGGAGAGCUGGAGAAGUUAAACCAGUCCACAGAUGACAUUAACCGCUGGGAGAGUGAGCUGGAGGACUGCCGUCAGAGGUUUCGUGCCGUGCUGGUGGAGGCAACAGUGAAGCUGGACGAGCAGGUGAAGAGGAUCGGGCGAGCUGUGGACGACUCCAAACCGUACUGGGAGGCCCGCAAGAUAGCAAGACAGGCCCAGAUCGAAGCCCAAAAGGCCACUCAGGAGUUCCAGCGGGCUGUGGAGAUCCUGCGGGCCGCCAAGGAGACCAUCGCCCUGGCUGAAGAGAGGCUGCUGGAGGAGGACAGCCGCCAGUUUGACUCCGCCUGGCAGGAAAUGCUCAACCAUGCCACACAGAGGGUGAUGGAGGCCGAGCAGGCGAGAACACGCAGUGAAGCUGAACACAGGAAAACAGCAGCCAAUUACAACUCGUGUAUCGGCCACAUGAGGCAGUUAGAGAAGAAACUCAAACGCUCCAUCAACAAAUCCAGGCCGUACUUUGAACUGAAAGCAAAGUAUUAUCUGCAGCUGGAGCAACUCAAGCGUCAUGUGGACGAGCGUCAGGGCAAACUUGUGGUUGCUAAGGCUGACUACCGCACAGCGCUGCGCAACCUAGAGAGCAUCUCCGAGGAGAUCCAUGCCCAGCGACGCUCCGUUGCUAUGGGAACCAGGGAGCAGGGUGUCGGUGCAGAGGGAGACGAGGGCAACGAAGACAUCGCCAACUUCAAGAUGGACUCAGACGGUUUGUCAAUGGUGUCCGUAUGCAUUGACGAAGAGGGCAGUCACAGUAGCAGCAGCUCAGAGGAGGAGGCCGACUCUCACUCCACCUCCUCACCCCGAGCCAUGCCCUCUUCGCCCUCCUCUCUCCCUUCCACCUCUGCCUCCACCCCCCUGGACAUGCCCUCCUCCUCGCUCCACACCCUCUGCUCCUACCUCUCCUCCUCUCCCUCCUCCCCCGUCCUGUCCUCCUCCUGUCCCGCUGGCCUGGAGUUAGUCAGCCCCUGUGACUCUCAUGACCCGGACUCACCUCUCCUGGGCCCUCGCAGCCAGUGCAGUGGAGCUUCCUCUCCAGACUGCGACCAGGAGAGAGGUGACAGAGCAGAGGGAGCGGAGGCGACACUAGAAGCCGGUUUGAACAAGCUAACCUUGACUGUAGCACAGAAACAAGAUGGAGACUCUGAGGAUGAACAAGAUCCCCUUUACAUGACCCCAGACAUUUCCUCUCCCGGCCCAGCCACCACCAUUCUGUUAGUCAACAGCGUCUAAUGAGCGUCUUUUAAACUUCAAACACUCUCUGCGCCCGGCUUCAAGCCUCUGGACUCUGUGGCAGAGCAGGUGGAGCAGGGGAGGAUGUAAGCUGCACACUCCAACUAACCUGACGUUAGGUCUCCGUGUCGUCUGAACAUCUGAUGGUGUCAUAUUAAAGGUGCUAUAGUGUAUUUGAACAUCAGUACGUCUUUGUCAGAUUAAUUGUGAACAUGAACAUGUAUCAUAAACGACUGAGAGCAGCAGCAGAAGGAUACAGAAGUACUUUUCAAAAGACUAUAUUUCUCUUUGCUUCCUGUUGCAAAGAGGAUGUUUCUUGCUGCCACUGAACUGAUUUUACUCACUCUGUUUUUGCCAAAAAAAAAAAGAAAAAAAAAGAAUAUGGCUAUUUUGGCUGUCAGUCAUCUCAGUAACAGUGUAACAUGUCGACAGAUUUAUAGUGAUGUGGUAAACAUUUAUUGAUGUAAAUAUGCUACAGUUGGCACCACUGAAGCCCCGUCUCCACCAAACCCUUUCAGUCCAGUCCCUCUGGAACCAGCAGUAAGCCUUCAGACAUGGUACCUAGACCCUCGGUGUGUUCAGACAGUCCUCUUAAAUGUGGGCGGGGUUGUUGUCACUCACUGCUCCGUCCAGCACUCGCUGUAUUUCCUCAUCAGCGGUGACACAGAUGGAAGUCUGCACCUGGUUUAUCGUCCACAGAACGAGGCUGCACGCCCACAUUUUCACAACAAAAUAGAACAGGCUGCAGUGAGAGUCUCUCUCCAUGGGAUAUUUCAAAAUAGCAGCUUUGUGCAUUUAGUCCUUCUCAGGCAAGCUCAGGGGUUUAGUGUUGCUGUAGCCCACAGGAAGUGAGGAUUAGAAUAUAUGACCUUCACAUAAUCCGCUCCAAAUGAAUCUAUAUUUUUAAAGUCAUUACUAAAAGUGUGUGUCAUAUAAAAACUAAAGUGAUGCUCAAAGUUGUCACAGUGAAAUUUAAGGUGUGCUGAUGGAUUCACGUCAUCAACUCAUGCAUUGAGUAACAUUACAAGUUAACGUUCCACCUUAAAAGUUGCCGGCAGUCGGCCCAGUGAAUGAAGUGAUUUUUUUCUCUUUCAUUUUAUAGUUGUAGUUUACUGAUGUAUGAACAGAGGUUACAUAAAACCAGAGUGACCGUCCUCUACUGACCAAUCAGACUGCAGUGUUCACAGCUCCACCUUUUAGUACCAGAUCUGUGUGCUAGGUACCCCAACAGAGGGGGGACCAAACAUGGGGACGCUAAGGAACGCUUCUGUUGGCACCAUCCACAACUUUUCACAGUGGAGACAGAAACAAAACGGACUGAACUGAACUGCUCGGUGGAAACGGGGCUUAUUAAAAGAUGUUUUGUAUCAGCAUCAACAGUGGGACUUUUUUGGGAUCUGAUUCUCCAUAAGGAUCAAACUGGGACAAGCUGUUGAGUGUUGGAUCACGUGUUGUUCUGCCUCGAUUGUUGAGCGCCUCCUAAAUGUAAAGUUGAAAUGUAGGAUGUGGAGACUGUUCUGGAGGAACGUGGAGUGCGAGCAGUACUCUGAGCACUAAACUAAAGCAGAGACUGAACCCAUAUGGUCCUCCAUUUGGAUGUGUGAAUAAUGAGUGAGUUAAUGUAUGGAUAUGUGUGAGUGAGUGAGUGAGUGAGUGAGUGAGUGAAUGAGUGUGUGUCUGUUGUGUUUUUGAGAAAUGUUCCAACACUAUCCUGUAGCACAGAUAUUCUAUAUUUAUACUCCUGUACUCUUGUUUAUUAAUGUUCUGUGGUUACUGUUGUUAUUGUUUAAUACAAAAUAAGCAAUAAACAUGUGCUACACAUAA
Molecule: messenger RNA, 3433 nt
Organism: Epinephelus fuscoguttatus (brown-marbled grouper)
Lineage: Eukaryota; Metazoa; Chordata; Actinopteri; Perciformes; Serranidae
Product: SH3 domain-binding protein 5-like
Exons: 9
Coding region: 185-1609 (474 amino acids)
Biological process (GO): negative regulation of protein tyrosine kinase activity; intracellular signal transduction
Cellular component (GO): cytoplasm
Molecular function (GO): protein kinase inhibitor activity
Source: RefSeq, a predicted model, not a curated record